Molecule: messenger RNA, 453 nt
Organism: Paramecium tetraurelia
Lineage: Eukaryota; Ciliophora; Oligohymenophorea; Peniculida; Parameciidae
Exons: 1
Source: RefSeq, a predicted model, not a curated record
AUGCUUUUCAACAAGGGACUUUAUAUACAUUAAUACUGUGUAUCACAUCAUUCCAAUCCUGAUCCCAUCUAAAUUACUUUCCAUUUUGAAGAAUCCUUACCGAUUUGUCCACUAAUCAAGAUGCCAUCCCAAAAAAUUGAGUGGUUGUAAACCAAGUUGCCUUCAAUCAAAACUAGAAAUUCAAAGGCUGAAGCACAGACUGAAAGACAAAAAUAAAAUAAGAAGUCAUGUCAUACUAGAAUGGCAUCACAGGUUAAAUCCACUCCCACUUCUCCAUUUACCGUAAUUAUGAGAACUAAUAAUCUAUCCCCAAAUGAGUUAGAAAAUACUGCUAAAACUGUUCGUUAUUAGUAGUUCCAACAACAAUCAUAUUUAGUAAAUAAAUACUUAGCUCCGAGAAAGUUGGGAUUGCAUAGAGGAACCAAUCCACUAAAUUUUGGAUCAGAGAAAUGA